AUCACAUUUGAUACGUCUGCAGCUGUAUAUGAAAUAAUGAACAAGAGACCAAUGACUAUAUUGGGGUUUAAUAUUGAUGUAGAUGUUUACAGGGACAAAAUCUAUUCAGAAUCUGAACAUGCCGAAAGAGAUGUACAAGGACCAGAAUCAUUACAAACAACAGGUGAAAGUAUCACUUCAAAACGCGACUCUAUUGGAAGAGAAAAGAAGGGAGCAGAAACUUCAAGCCAAAUCAAUGACAAACAAAAUGACACACUGACUGAAGAGCCAACAAAGAUUAAACUUUCCAGAGUAUCGGUAGACAUGAAUAGGUCUAUGUUGAAAAGAUUCUUUGAAAACGUGAUAGAUUUUGGCGGAAAAGUUGUGGAGGUGACUGUUAAUUCUAAGGAGAGUUCUGCUAUUGUCACAUUUGACACGUCUGCAGCGGUAUAUGAGAUAAUGGACACGAGACCAUUGACAAUAUUGGGUUUUAAAGUAGAUGUAGAUGUUUACA
Ruditapes philippinarum (Manila clam) is the source of this 493-nucleotide messenger RNA. RefSeq lists its product as uncharacterized. Gene Ontology annotation, molecular function: nucleic acid binding. The annotation marks the transcript as partial. The transcript has 6 exons. The record is from RefSeq and is a predicted model, not a curated record. NCBI's taxonomy places the organism in Eukaryota, Metazoa, Mollusca, Bivalvia, Venerida, Veneridae.